Messenger RNA from Centruroides sculpturatus (bark scorpion), 541 nucleotides. Its product is annotated as cuticle protein 14-like. Gene Ontology annotation, cellular component: chitin-based extracellular matrix. The coding region runs from base 44 to 541 and encodes 165 amino acids. Gene Ontology annotation, molecular function: structural constituent of chitin-based larval cuticle. The record is from RefSeq and is a predicted model, not a curated record. The transcript has 3 exons. NCBI's taxonomy places the organism in Eukaryota, Metazoa, Arthropoda, Arachnida, Scorpiones, Buthidae.
UCAACACAAUUGGCAUCAUUCGAUUCGCUUCACAGCAAGAAAAAUGAAGUACUUGAUUCUCUGUGCCAUUGUUGCUAUUGCAAGAGCUGCAGUUUUAGUUGCUCCUGCUGCAGGAAUUUUGGAAACUGGUGCUAGUGUGCAACAUAGAAACCAAGAUGCUUUUGGCAACUACAACUUUGGUUAUAACGAAGAUCAUACCACAGGAGGUACCUUCAGAAGAGAAGCAGGAGAUGCUUUAGGAAACAAAGUUGGUUCUUAUGGCUUGAGAGAUGCUGAUGGACGUCUUCGCAUCGUUAGCUACGUAGCCGAUGCUGCAGGUUUCAGAGCCAACAUCCAGACUAACGAACCCGGAACCGAACCCAAAGACCCAGCAGCAACUCUUAUCAAUAAGGGUGUAGCCGCUGCUCCAGCUGUUGCAGCACCAAUAGCACCAGCAGUCGCAUACGCAGCAACACCAGUUGUAGCACACGCACCCGUUGCAGCUGCACCACUCUUAAAUUAUGGCUAUUAUACCGGUCACGUAGCUGCUCCUUAUUGGUAA